AUGCCUUUUAAAAAAGAUCUGCGACUUUUGUUGAAGCCUUACUAUUUUAUAAAUAUUUUACUUAGUCUUUCAUACAUUAUUUCCAAACGUAUAUCAAUUAUUUGUAAUUAUGUAUUCGCACAAGCUGAAUGUGAACUUGAUGGAAGAGAAACAGAGAUACUAUUUUUUCUCAUAAUAGUUAUAAUGAUAAGGACACGAAAAACUGGAAGUGUAACUAUGAUAAGCUAUUUAUCAUCCAGCUUUGUAUAUACUAAAGUUGCAAAUCUGAUUCUUUGGUUUUAUGCAGAUAUUCGUAUGGGAAUAAUAUUUGCUAUUAUAUUCAUUUUAUGCGGUUUAAUGUUUCCUGAACCAACAUAUCAAGGUCCAGAAAAGGUAACGUAUUUACGUGGUGCGAAUGGAUUACAAGAAGAACUUUACCGUGAUACAAAAGUCAUUUGGUUAGUUGCAUUCUACACAGCUUGGAAUCCAGCUUGUGUUAAUUUUGCACCAAUAUUCUCCGAACUUUCAGCAGAAUAUGCUUUAGAAAAUUUGAAAUUCGGAAAAGUAGAUAUAGGUAGAUAUCCAGAUGCUGCACUAAAAUAUCAUAUUAGUGAUGCUAGUACCAGCAAACAGCUUCCUACUUUAAUCUUAUUUAAAGAAGGUAAAGAAAUAGAAAGACGUCCACAUGCAGAUCAUAAAGGAAAACUGAUUAAAUUUCUUUUUUCAUUGGAUAAUAUAAAAGCAGCUUUUGAUUUAAAUAAUAUUUAUAGAGAUUGUAAAAAAAAUCCAAUCAAGAAGAAGGAAAAAAAAAUAGUAAAAACAGAGUGAUCUAAUCAGUAUUUCCAAAUGUUGAAAUGUUUACUAUCAUAGCACUGCCAAUGCGAUUUUAAAUGAAGAUUACUUUAUAUAGAAUAAUGGAGUUUAGAAUAAAAUGUCUUGCGCAAUUUCCAUUCAUAGCGAAACUGCAAAUAUUUUGUAAAUAUUCAUUAUAUUUUCUAUCAUUAUAUGUAUUUUUAACUUCACUAUAAGUAGAUAUUUCUUAAUAUAUUAUAGCUUAUUGUAUAUAAGUACUAAUAUACUGUAAUAUAAGAUAUUAGGUUAAGAUACUAAUUUAUUAAAUAAUUAUAUUAAUUGAAAUUAAAUAAAACAUAGAAGCACUAUA
Molecule: messenger RNA, 1141 nt
Organism: Apis cerana (Asiatic honeybee)
Lineage: Eukaryota; Metazoa; Arthropoda; Insecta; Hymenoptera; Apidae
Product: thioredoxin-related transmembrane protein 2 homolog
Cellular component (GO): membrane-bounded organelle
Molecular function (GO): disulfide oxidoreductase activity
Source: RefSeq, a predicted model, not a curated record